Messenger RNA from Phycodurus eques (leafy seadragon), 444 nucleotides. RefSeq names its product synaptotagmin XV (gene syt15). Lineage: Eukaryota; Metazoa; Chordata; Actinopteri; Syngnathiformes; Syngnathidae. The record is from RefSeq and is a predicted model, not a curated record.
AUGGUUCCGGUCGGCCUCGCUGCAGGACGUCUGGUGCUGCUUCUUUUUCUUCUUGUCCUACUGGGCCUGGUGAUGUUGUGUCUGUGCAGGAGCAAGUGGAGACGUGAUCGCAGACGAUACCAGCAGCCGGUCGCCGCUGCGCCUCGCAUCCCAGCGUGCACCGCUCCGGUCGUCCCGGUUUUGCAAGGCUCUCACGCCAAGUCAGUACCUUUAAGCCCCGGCGAGAUCCCGUUCACGUUGCCGCCUCGCUUCACGACGUCUCAGAGCGACGCGGAGGUGAUGAAGACGGAGGCUCGCAGGGACAUUCUGGCCCAUCGGGGAUCUCUCUUCGUUCAGAGGCCGUUCAUGUACGCCAGGGGUUUGCAGUUGCAGCAUUGGAUGGACAUGGUCAACACACCACACCAGGAGGUCAAAAUGUGGCAUGGACUCUGCACGGCCGCUUAG